Molecule: messenger RNA, 3241 nt
Organism: Cherax quadricarinatus
Lineage: Eukaryota; Metazoa; Arthropoda; Malacostraca; Decapoda; Parastacidae
Source: RefSeq, a predicted model, not a curated record
UUUUCUGUGACGUUACUCGUUGAAUGAGUUGAGUUGAUGGAGACUCUGGAGCCACACAACAGGUGUGGGUACCACACCACCGCUGUAUAUUCCAAUUUUGGCUUCACAUAAGUUAUAAACAACUUUUCUAACAUUUCAACCUACAUCUAUUUGGAAGGAGCUUCGUGUGAGUCAACAUGGCCGACCACCACCAACACCAGCGUCAAGCCCAGCACCUACCCCAGCACCUACCCCAGCACCUACCUGAGCACCUACCUGAGCACCUACCUGAGCGCCUACCUGAGCGCCUUCCUGAGCGCCUACCUGAGCGCCUACCUGAGCACUUACCUGAGCACCAAUCUAAGCGCCUUUCUGAGCGCCAGUCUCAGCACCUUCCUGAGCGCCUUUCUGAACGCCAAUCUCAGCAUCUGCCUGAUCGCCUGCCUGAGCGUCAAUCUCAGCGCCCACCUGAGCGCCUGCCUGAGCGUCAAUCUCAGCGCCCACCUGAUCGCCUUCCUGAGCGUCAAUCUCAGCGCCCACCUGAGCGCCUGCCUGAGCGUCAAUCUCAGCGCCUGCCUGAGCGCCUUCCUGAACGACAACACGAACGCCAUCAUAAAAAUCAGUCAGAACGCUUACCUGAACGCCUGUCUGAGCGACUACCUGAACGCCUACCAGAGCGCCUACCCGAACGCCUACCUGAACGCCUACCCGAGCGCCUACCUGAACGCCUACCCGAACGCCUACCUGGACACUUACCAGAACGCCUACCUAGACACUUACCUGAACGCCUACCCGAACGCCUACCCGGACGCUUACCUGAACGCCUACCCGAACGCCUACCCGAACGCCUACCCGAACGGCAUCACGAGCGUCAAAGUGAUCGCCGACAUGAUCGUCAACAUGAACAACAAUACGAACGUCAUCACGAACGGCAAGAACGCCAGCACGAUCGUCAGCAUGAACCCCAACGCGAGCAUCAGCAUGACCGUCAACACGAACGCCAAGAACACCAACAUGAGCAUCAACACGAACGUCAACAUGAACAUGAACACGAACGCAAACUUGAGCAUAUGGACAAUAUUCGUCAGUUAGAGCGUCAGCAAGAGAACCUGCGUGAGCUUACUGAUGGACGUGCGCGCGAGCUCAUUGAUGACCGUGCGCACGAGCGUAUAGAGGAUUUAAAAAAUGAACACAUUGAUGAUGGUGCGCGUGAGUGUAUUGAUGACCGUGAGCAGGCGCUUAGAGAGGAGCGGCAGCAGGAGCGUGAGGAGGAGGUGAUGAAGGUAGCAGGAGCAGCAGGUGACACAGUGAUGGUAGUAGGUGGGGGAGGGCGCGUAUUACGUAGGUCCUCCACUUCUCUGACCACCUCCCUCACCUCCGUGGUCAGCGUAUCAGCGGCGGAGGGUCGCGAGAGGACCAGGAACAGUGACAAGAUACGCAAGGUGGAGCAGAGCUAUCUGGAUAGCAGGAGGAGGCCGAGAGGUCGACAGAGUUUUCCUGUGGCCUCCCGUGCGGGGCUCAGAGACGCUCCCAAGGCAAAGGUUGAGAAUGGGAGGGUGCAGGCACCCAGCGUCAGUGCCGCUGUGAGUGCCGCCGAGUUAGCUGCCGCCCGCGCCGCUACCGCCGACUCCGACAGAAGGUGCCGUAAGUACAGCAGAAGCGUGAGCAGCCUGGCGUCGGUACUACGGCCGCAAGAGGUAGAAAGGCAACAUAAAGCUCACAGGCGCCGACACUCUCAGAAAAGUAACAAGUACGUGGCCAGCGCCACACACGCCCACCCACUACAUCCCGCCGCCCUCAACGAAGUCCACGGACGCCCACUGUGGCGUCCGAUACCUGCAGCAGCGUCCCUGGCCGACCCCAUUAAGCCUAGCAUGUCUGGGAGCGCCUCCUGCUGCUAUUGCUGUCAUGCUGUCAAGACAGCAUCCCCCGCUUCCCUCCUCCUCCUCCCUCUACACCUCCUCAUCCUCGUCAUCUUUAUCUCAUACCUCAUCAUGGGGGCAUUCAUCUUCUCCAAGCUGGAGGGCCCUGAAGGAUUGAGGAACAUGGCAGUGCUGGUGAGACGGACUACUGUCACUCUGCCAGGGACGCCCAGGGACCCAGACAUGGCGGCGGCCAGGGAAGAGCUGGUAGAGCGUCUCCUCAACACCUCCCUCAAUAUCGUGCUCUACAGGAGUCCAGACCGCUUUGUCGCCGCUAUCUCCACCUCCCCCAGGCUGCAGGCGGCCAUGAGGGCUUUCAGGCAAGCAGGUGGAUGGGAUCUUCCCUCAGACAGAGAGUUGAAUGUGCUGGGUCGUUCUCUGAUGACAGAGUGGCAGCAGAAGUUACAUGAUGUCACUGCUCGUUAUUACACCUUAGUCACCCGUCAUGCACACGGCUUCCAGGUAGGUCUUAAGGAGCGGGAGGAAGUAUGGAGCAGCGAGGAGCCACCUGCAGUGUUACCUUGGACCCUUUGGCCCUCCCUCUUUCAUGUAUUUUGUCUGGUCACCACCAUCGGCAGCAGCGUGCAAACUCAGACCUCUGGAGGGAGAGCUACUGCUCUUAUAUACACCCUGGUGGGGGUAAUGCUGUACCUUGGCGUUGUGGUGGUGUGGGCAGCCAGGCUCGGGGCCACCUACUCCCUCCUCAUCAAAAUGUGCACCAAGAGCAAGGUUGACUCAGCAGGAGGGCCACUGCGAGCAUCACCAUACCACAGUAUGGACAAGCCAUCCUCAAUGCCCAGCCCUCCUCAACCCACUCUGGCCAGGCUCACGCUUCUUGCUACAAUCAUUGUAGUGUAUGUGGCAAGUGCUGGGGUUCAGGUGAUGGGAGGGCGAGACUAUUGGACUGGAGUAGAGAAUGCUAUCUUUGUCUUACUCACACUCAGACCACCCACACCUCUACCUCAGGGAGCAACAACAGUGACUGGUUUCAUUGCAUACGUCAUGGUGGGCCACAUCUUACUUGCUCUCUUCAUCUAUGUCUUUAAGGUGAGUUGCUUGUCCUCUUGUAUAUGCACGUGCUCCUCAGAGAGCAACACAACCAGCUUAUCAUAUUCCUGGGUAUUAUUAUGUUAUGUAGCAUAGUACUUUUAGGAGACUAUUAUUAUUAUAAUCAAAAGGAAGCGCUUAAGCUACCAGGGUCAUACAGUGCUGCAGGGUAGGAAUUCAUGCAGGAUCUAAGGAUAAAUAAGGGUGGAGAUGACAAUAAAGGUAAAGUUAGGAGUGGCUGUGAGGAGUGCUAAAGGAAGGAUUAUCAAAGUUUGUAUAAUAAAUAAGUUGCU